Messenger RNA from Varanus komodoensis (Komodo dragon), 2595 nucleotides. RefSeq names its product zinc finger protein 850-like. The record is from RefSeq and is a predicted model, not a curated record. NCBI's taxonomy places the organism in Eukaryota, Metazoa, Chordata, Lepidosauria, Squamata, Varanidae. The transcript has 2 exons. Bases 161 to 2101 code for a protein of 646 amino acids.
GGGAUGUCCCAGAAAUGCCAGCUGGGGAGGAAUCACUGAAGUCACCAGGAAGGCUAAAGUGCCCCUCUUGUGGGGAAAGCUUUGCUCACAAAUCUGCAUUGGGGAACAUUGGAAAAUUCACACAAGGGAGGUACCCUUUGAAUGCCUGCAGGUGUGGAGAAUGUUCAGCCGUCUUAACGGUCUCUCUUUACAGCAAGGACUGCCCACAGAGGAGAAACCUUGUGAGUGCCUUGAGUGUGGAAAGGGGUUCAGUGGAAGAAGAGCCCUUGAUUUACAUGAACAGAUUCACAAGGGGGAGAAACCCUUUGAGUGCCCGGAGUGUGGAAAGACCUUUCAAUUGAAGGGUGGAUUUACUGCUCAUCAAAGAGUCCACACAGGAGAGAAACCCUAUAAAUGCUUGGAGUGUGGCAAGAGCUUCACUCAGUGUUCAAAUAUUGCUCGCCAUCGGAGAAGUCACACGGGGGAGAAACCGUUUGAAUGCCAGGAGUGUGGCAAGAGCUUCACUCAGUACCCACAUCUCGCUCUCCAUAGGAGAAUUCACACAGGGGAGAAACCGUUUGAAUGCCAGGAGUGUGGCAAGAGCUUCACUCAAUACCCAAAUCUCGCUCGCCAUCGGAGAAUUCACACAGCGGAGAAAACAUAUGAAUGUCUUGACUGUGGAAAGAGCUUUGGGACCAAAGAAGUCCUUGAUGUUCAUAAAAGGAUCCACACAGAGGAGAAACCAUUUAAAUGCUCAGGGUGUGGAAAGGGGUUCAGUGGGAAAUGGCAACUCACCACUCAUGAACGAACCCACACAGGGGAGAAACCAUUCAAGUGUAUGGAGUGUGGCAGGUGCUUCAGUCGGAGCUCAAGCCUUGCUUACCAUCAUAUAAUUCACACAGGGGAGAAACCCUAUAAAUGCUUGGAGUGUGGCAAGAGCUUCACUCAGUACCCAAGUCUUGCUCGCCAUCGGAGAAUUCACACGGGGGAGAAACCAUAUGAAUGUCUUGACUGUGGAAAGAGCUUCGGGACAAAAGAAGCCCUUGAUCUUCAUAGAAGGAUUCACACAGGGGAGAAACCAUUCAAGUGUAUGGAGUGUGGCAGGUGCUUCAGUCGGAGCUCAAGCCUUGCUUACCAUCAUAUAAUUCACACAGGAGAGAAACCCUAUAAAUGCUUGGAGUGUGGCAAGAGCUUUACUCAACGCUCACAUCUCACUCGCCAUUGGAGAAUUCACACGGGGGAGAAACCAUAUGAAUGUCUUGAGUGUGGAAAGACCUUUCGAUUGAAGGGUGGAUUGACUGCUCAUCAAAGAGUCCACACAGGAGAGAAACCCUAUAAAUGCUUAGAGUGUGGCAAGAGCUUCACUCAGUAUCCAAGUCUCGCUUGCCAUCAGAGAAUUCACACGGGAGAGAAACCAUAUGAAUGUCUUGAGUGUGGAAAGACCUUUCGAUCGAAGGGCGGAUUGACUGCUCAUCAACGAGUCCACACAGGAGAGAAAUUCUAUAAAUGCUUGGAGUGUGGCAAGAGCUUCGCUCAGUACCCAAGUCUCGCUUGCCAUCGGAGAAUUCACACGGGGGAGAAACCAUAUGAAUGUCUUGACUGUGUAAAGAGCUUCAGGACAAAAGGAGCCCUUGAUGUUCAUAAAAGGAUCCACACAGAGGAGAAACUAUUCAAGUGUAUGGAGUGUGGCAAGUGCUUCAGUCAGAACUCAGGCCUUGCUUGCCAUCAUACAAUUCACACGGGGGAGAAACCCUUUGAGUGCCAGGAGUGUGGAAAGACCUUCCGAUUCAAGGCAAAAUUGACUAAUCAUCAAAGAGUCCACACAGGAGAGAAACCCUAUAAAUGCUUGGAGUGUGGCAAGAGCUUCACUCAGCGCACACAUCUCGCUCACCAUCAGAGAAUUCACACGGGGGAGAAACAUUUUGAAUGUCAUGAGUGUGGAAAGACAUUUCGAUCGAAGGCUGUAUUGACUACUCAUCAAAGUAUUCACACAGGGGAGAAACCGUAUGAAUGUCUUGAGUGUGGAAAGAGUUUCAAGGGAAAAGGAGAUCUUAAUGUACCUAAAAGCAAGCUCCUGCUGUCCUUCAAGCGGGAGACAGGACACGGUACCCGGGAGAAGUGAGCUGUGCUGGAUCCGGACUGAGGAGAAGCCAUGGACGAGGAGGAUGGAGACCUGGGACCAGCACAAGCCCUGGGCAGGGACUGGGCAAGGCAGCGGCUCUUCCUCUUCCUCUUCGGCAGCCCUGCCAGUCCCUUCCCAAACAUUUCCCCUCUCCAGGUCAGCUGAGGAGCUGAGUCCAGCGACCCUGGGGUGCUCCCAGGGCCCGUGCCUCUCCCAAAGGCCCCUCUCCGCAGUCCCCAGACAACACGCAGGCUAUCUCCAGUCUGCAGCUGGAGAUCCCCUUUUCGCUCGCUGAUGCCCGGGGAACAGCCUGGUUGCUUCUGGGGAUGACCGGGGGAUUGCAUGGAGCAGGGUCCCCAGAAGGUGGCCUGGGACAGCGUUCCAGCCCCUCUUGGCCUGGAAGCUCAGUAGGUGACCUUGAGCCCAUGUUAUGAGACCUGCCUUUGUUAGUUUUUAAAUUAUUGGUCCGUCUUAGUAUUUGUGAUUUUAGACCU